AUGACUCACGAAACCCUCUUCGGCUCCUUCGUCGUCGAUUACUCCAUGAUCAACACGAACAACACCCCCACGAUCGCACCUACAGUGGGCGAGAAUGUGACCGCCAUGUUCAACGACGGCACCGACUUGAACAAUACGUUCUGGGUCAUCACCACUCCGACAUCGUUCUGGUGUACCUUCAGUGGAUUCCCGCGCGUUGCCGUGUACGGUGCAGUUGUGCAUUACACCGAUGAUGAGCCUGCGACCGCAACCUACAGCGUCGAUGGGAAGAUCGCGGCGAACCAGACCCUUGUCUCCUUCGACUGCUUUCCCCAUUUUCCUCUCUUUCUCGCAGAACUUCCCGACGCUAGUCGUCAACAUACCCUCUCGGUGGACGUCGACGCCCGGCCGGCCGCACCUUAUCUCCUCGACUACAUCCUUCUGUAUGACGCCCCGACGACCACCGCCAACUCGACUGUUCUCUGCGGUGUAUCCACCCUCAGCCCCGCGUCAACCACCACCAUCUCAACGAGCACGAGCGCUGCCAGUAGUCUUGCGUCGUCCGGGAUUCCCAUAGGUGCUCUAUCCAAGUCUAGUACCACACGACUCGAACUGGCCGCUCUGAUUUUCGCGAUUGUACUAUUGGGCUGUGCCAUGGCAUGUUUGAUCUACCUGUAUAUCAAACGGUGGUACAGCAGGAAGCAUGAUUCCGAACAGUACAGAGUCACCCCGUGGGUCGGCAUUGAACCCUCUCCACAUCCAUACACGAGGAAAUGCCCUUCCGAGGAACACAUGCUCCAACACUUUGACACGGACCGUCUCGUCUCCCCGUCUCCUCGCAUCAUCAUCAACAGCGCAGCAAGCUCCACCACCUCCUUCGACACCACUGUCGCUGACGCGCUCUCCGGGCGCGUGGUCGGACACACGUCCAUCCCCACUCCGCCGUCCAGUGCACACGUCCCGGCGGAGGAGAGGGUGACCGAAUGCCAUCGGUCGUCCUCGCGCGCGGACUCGUCCCUCAAACCCCAGCCUGUCCGCGAUGUACGCGCCGGGCUGUGGAGGGUCUCGACGUUCCGUUCCACCUCCGACACCAUCAGCACGGCGCCUCCAGAGACUCCUUCUGAGGAGCGGACCGGUCCACUGGACGAGUUGUCUGCUGCUGUUGAGGCGGGUCGCUCGGCGAAUGAUGACGACACCUGGGAGGCAGUGUGGCAUCGCCAGGAGUCCGCGAAGCUCACAAUCGUCGUCGCCACACUCGGCCAGCCCUUCAACAACGGGGUAGCACAUACACACUUCGUUGCCACGAAAAAUACCCAGCCCUCUGUCGGCGGACGUAGCACCGAGGAUGGCGCGAUCUGUACCCCUGCGCCCGAGUACGCGUAG
Messenger RNA from Epithele typhae, 1362 nucleotides. RefSeq lists its product as uncharacterized. The transcript has 6 exons. Bases 1 to 1362 code for a protein of 453 amino acids. The record is from RefSeq and is a predicted model, not a curated record. NCBI's taxonomy places the organism in Eukaryota, Fungi, Basidiomycota, Agaricomycetes, Polyporales, Epitheliaceae.